This is a messenger RNA of Doryrhamphus excisus (bluestripe pipefish), 3447 nucleotides long. RefSeq names its product sushi-repeat containing protein X-linked 2 (gene srpx2). NCBI's taxonomy places the organism in Eukaryota, Metazoa, Chordata, Actinopteri, Syngnathiformes, Syngnathidae. Gene Ontology annotation, molecular function: signaling receptor binding. Gene Ontology annotation, biological process: positive regulation of cell migration involved in sprouting angiogenesis; cell-cell adhesion; positive regulation of synapse assembly. The record is from RefSeq and is a predicted model, not a curated record.
GGCUAUGAUUCAAGACGUGUCGCGUCAUUAAAAAAUCCCCCAUAUAUGGACACAGACAACAGCGCCCUCCAGCGGACAUACGUUCGCACCACAUUUACGAGAACCCUCGGCGGGGAGCUGCAGAGACAAGACCAAAACCCGCUCCCCAUGGCAAACAAGCGAUUGGGACUUUUGAAAAGUAUUUGAAUUGACAUUUGGAAAGGUUUUGCGGACUGCGUGUCCUUGUUGGAUUCGGACGUGGGAAGUCAACGCGAACCUGCGCAGAACUUUCUCUUCCUCGCAACAGCGGCAGUCGUGUCAUCCUUUGUGGACUACCAUGAAGCGGAGGAGCCUGCUGGUCUUUUUGUCCAUGUUGUUAUAUCUCACAGCAGUGAGUGGGACCACAGACCAUGACGGCUACAGCGACAUAGCGGAGGAAGAGGAGGACACCACUCACCUAGACUACGACAACCUCCACUGGUGCCACUCUCUUCGUCUGACCAAUGGGGAGGCGACCUGCCACUCCCCUCGAGGCCGAGCUUACCGGACCACCCAAGGCACCCGCUGCGACAUGCGCUGCGACCGAGGGUACCGACUGAUCGGCAGCAGCUCCAUCCAAUGCAUGGCCAACCGCCGCUGGUCCGGGACUUCCUUCUGUCGCAAGAUGCGUUGCCACGUCUUGCCCCUCAUCCCGUAUGGCAAGUACACCUGCACUCAGGGCUUUGUGGUGGACUCCAGAUGCGACUUCACCUGCUCCCCCGGCCACCGCAUAGAAGGGGAACACUCACGCACCUGUCAGCAUGGGGGGGCUUGGAGCGGGGCGCAGCCGGUUUGUUCAGACACCGAACCUCCAAAAAUCAGGUGUCCGCGAUCCAGAAUCAAGUUUGCAGAUCCUGGAAAACUGACUGCCAGGGUGAGCUGGGACACCCCGGUGGCCACAGACACAGCUGAUAAAGUACUCGAUGUGAUUUUAGUGGGUCAGCAGCCAGGCACGGAUUUCAACGAGGGAGCCAACAUCAUCCGCUACAAAGUCUACGACCAAGCCAGGAACAGAGCCGCAUGCAAGUUUAUUAUCCGGGUUGAGGUGAAGAGAUGCCCCGCCCUGCUCCCGCCUUUGCACGGCUCCCUGGCCUGCUCCUCCGACAUCACCAACUAUGGCUCCACGUGCGAGUACCACUGCGAUGCCGGGUAUGAGCGGAGGGGCGUGUCUGGUCGAGUGUGCCAGUUUGACCGCAACUGGAGCGACGACCCCGCCGAGUGCGUUCCCAUGGAGAUCAAGUCGGACGUGAAAACGGCGUCAGCUCUACUGGCUCAGUUCUUCCAAAAGAGGCGGCUUCUCAUCCUGUCGGCUCCCAACACGAGCGACCCGGACUACGAGCUGCAGAAUGUCAUGAUACAAAAAACAGACUGUGGAUUGGAACUGCGACACGUGACGCUCAUCGAGCUGGUGGGCUCGCCGCCUCAUGAGACGGGCCGCAUCAAGGAAAACAAUCUGACCUCGCAGGUUGUGGAUGAGUUACGGCAAACAUUCCGAAUCUCCAGGUCUUACUUCAGCAUGGUGCUGGUGGACAAGCUGGGGCUGGAUCGAGAGCGCUUCAUUACCCCGAUGGCGUCGGAGGAGCUCUUCUCCUACAUUGACAGCUUUGAGCUGGAUGAGGAAGAGAGAGAGAGCCUGGAGCGCCACAGAGACCUCUGUGACUAAUUAAAGAGCGAGUAUCUCAUCGGGUCACAUGAUGAGGAGGAAACGGAGCGGGGUGGCCGCAUGUCAGAAGGAACUUAAGGAGUUUAUGCUAAUAACGUGCUUUAUGUAUCAUCAGUUGAGAGGCUGCAGUACAAAGUAGAGAAGCAUCUAAUCAGUCCUACACUUGAUGUUAAUGUGAAUGAAACAAAGAGUAAAAGUGCCAAAUGACUGAAAGGCUGUAAAAACAGAUCCAAUAGUCAAUUAUAUUGCGUGUUUUGUCAAUAUUUAUUGGCUGAAAAGGAUCAUCAAGGCAACUUUGAGACAAAAAUACUAGUUAAAAUCUAAUCUGAAUCAACAAAACAUGUUCAUAAACAAAUAUUUGAUGUAAAAUUGGCAAAAAUCAGUAAUGGCUAUAUAAAAAGGUAUUUAUAGGAAUUGAUUCGGUGUAUUGUAACAUAGCAAACUGAACCCAGCUGGACAUGAUGAUGGCCAUUUCUGUGCCGUGGGCUUGUGAACUUCAAAAACAAAAGUGUCCGUAUCAUUUCAAAAAUCCAGAGUGGAGUAUUUCUUUGGUACAUUUUCAUAAGAAACAUGUGACAACUCCAGCUUUGUGUAUUGUCAUAUCAAAGAGGAAAGCCGAGUUUGUGGUCCCAUAGUGUUGCAAAAUAAUCAUAGAAAACACAAUCCUAUUAUUUCAGACGCCAAGACUUUACCCCCUGAAAGAUCCACAUGCUUGUUCAAGAGGGAUGUCCUCAUUUUGUCUUCUUUUUCUUCAUGGUGGCGCGCAAGGGGAGACUGCCCUCUGCCCAGGAGUCAGGGUACUGCAUCAUUUUCUGCCACAGACUCACUUCUUCUCCAACCGAAUCCAUUUCCACUUCAUCGUUUCCCAUUUUGACAGUGCCUGAUGUGCAGAGGAGGGCACAGAUGGUUACAUUUGCUGCCAUGGAAACAUUGAUUUUCACCAUUGAAGCUCAUAACAAGCUCUAGUCUCGCAUAAUAGGUUACCUGUAAUCACUGCAGGCAAUCGGGGCCUGCACAGCCUUCUCUGCUGGCCUUAACACUGACUCAAUUCUAGUAUUUAUUUUAUGAAUUAUGUUAAUUUCAUUCUCAUCAGUUGAUUUUUUUCAUUUGCGUGUAUGUCAGAUUUCAUCUUCUACAUGUUGCCAUGCCAAUCUAAUGCAGGCGAAUCACAGGGCCAGCUAGCAGGCUUACAGUAAAGUCAGUAUUUUUCUGUCCUCUGAUUCGUUUCGAUGUCUGAAAGCCACACUCGGCGUUACGUAGUGCGCUUGAAUGAGUUAUCGCAUGAACAGUGCAACACUUAAUUGAUCCUGUUCAUCAUCACGUGUGGAUCACAGGCACCACCAAUAGGUGGCUUUAGGGAUGAUAUGGUAAUGAUAAUGGUUUUAUUUCAUUUGAACAUGCAUCAGAUUACAAUUGAGUGCAUCCCAUAAUCAGUUCCCAGUUUGUUUCUCAUCAUAUUCUGACUUAAAAAAUAUUUUCCCUUUAUGUUUCAAUUCUACUCCACUAAAAUGACAUCAUUACUUGAUAUUUACAAAAUGUUACUAUGUUUUGACUUUAAUCUCAUAAAAUUCCAGCUGUGUUUCUCAUUUCGUUUUUAAAUUUUCCUGUAUAUUUUCUUAUGAAUGUAUUUCAAUGAUAUUUUGCCAUUAUUCAUGUAACAUAACUUAUUGGCACUUUGGACACCUGCUGUAAUGGGUAUACACCGUGCCUGACUUCACUAAAGUCUUGUCACUUAUCCAAGCUGUAGGAACAAUAAAAGAUAACUU